GCCGGGGCGGGGCGACGCUGAGCUCCGUCCCGCUCCCAUGGCCGCCCCCGGCUCCCGGUGCUGCCCCCUCUGCCCCGGGCCGCGCCCGGGGGUCCCGCACUGACGGCCCAUGGCGCCGCCCGCUGCCCGCCUCGCGCUGCUCUCCGCCGCUGCGCUCACUCUGGCGGCCCGGCCCGCGCCCGGCCCCCGCCCCGGCCCCGAGUGUUUCACAGCCAAUGGUGCAGAUUAUAGGGGAACACAGAGCUGGACAGCACUGCAGGGCGGGAAGCCAUGUCUGUUCUGGAACGAGACUUUCCAGCAUCCAUACAACACGCUGAAAUACCCAAAUGGGGAAGGUGGUCUGGGCGAACACAACCAUUGCAGAAACCCAGAUGGAGACGUGAGCCCCUGGUGCUAUGUGGCAGAGCACGAGGACGGCGUCUACUGGAAGUACUGUGACAUUCCUGCCUGCCAGAUGCCUGGAAACCUUGGCUGCUACAAGGAUCAUGGAAACCCACCUCCUCUCACCGGCACCAGUAAAACGUCCAACAAGCUCACCAUACAAACCUGUAUCAGCUUUUGUCGGAGUCAGAGGUUCAAGUUUGCUGGGAUGGAGUCAGGCUAUGCAUGCUUCUGUGGGAACAACCCUGACUACUGGAAGCACGGAGAGGCAGCCAGCACCGAGUGCAAUAGUGUCUGCUUCGGGGACCACACACAGCCCUGUGGUGGGGACGGCAGGAUUAUCCUCUUUGACACUCUGGUGGGCGCCUGCGGUGGGAACUACUCAGCCAUGGCAGCCGUGGUCUACUCCCCUGACUUCCCUGACACCUACGCCACUGGGCGGGUCUGCUACUGGACUAUCCGGGUUCCUGGAGCCUCACACAUCCAUUUCAACUUCACCUUAUUUGAUAUCAGGGAUUCUGCAGACAUGGUGGAGCUGCUGGAUGGCUACACCCACCGUGUCCUAGUCCGUUUCGAUGGAAGGAACCGCCCACCUUUGUCCUUUAAUGUCUCCCUGGAUUUUGUCAUUUUGUAUUUCUUCUCUGAUCGCAUCAAUCAGGCCCAGGGAUUUGCUGUCUUAUACCAAGCCACCAAGGAAGAACCACCACAGGAGAGGCCUGCUGUCAACCAGACGCUGGCAGAGGUGAUCACCGAACAAGCCAACCUCAGCAUCAGCGCUGCCCACUCUUCCAAAGUCCUCUAUGUCAUCACCACCAGCCCCAACCACCCACCGCAGACCGUCCCGGGGAGCCAUGCCUGGGCACCGUCAGUUGGGGCCAGCAGCCACAGAGUGGAAGGAUGGACCGUAUACGGCCUAGCAACCCUCCUCAUCCUCACAGUCACAGCCGUCGUUGCAAAGAUCCUUCUGCAUGUCACAUUUAAGUUUCAUCGUGUUCCUGCUUCAGGAGACCUUAGAGACUGUCGUCAACCAGGGGCUUCUGGGGAGAUCUGGACCAUUUUCUAUGAACCUUCCACUACAAUCUCCAUCUUUAAGAAGAAGCUCAAGGGCCAGAGCCAACAAGAUGACAGGAACCCCCUCGUGAGUGACUAAAGCCUCACCGCACCCAGACAGGAGGCUCCUCUCUGAGCUCAAGGCUGCUGGGGUCCCUUCCCCAUAGCCUCUCCAUUCACCUAAAGCCUCAUGGGGCCACCCUUCUGCAGACUUGGGAAGGGCACCCUCUUGCAGGGGUAAUGUAGCCUGGAGUCCUCCAUCACUUGCACUUAAGCUAUGCCCGGCCUGCAACUCUGUCUCCACUGGGGACGCUAAAACCGGGCUGAGCUGACAGAACAGCUGGGCCUGAUUCUAGAUGACUGUUGGGUGGUGGGUAGUUUAGUGUGUGAUGAGUUUUUCUUGCUUCUCUAUUUUGUCCACGUAUGGAUCAGUUUCCCCUGGUCUUUACGGGUUGGAACAGAGCCAGACUGAAGAAAUUCUUGGGUUUUCUUGAAGGCUGGCCUGGUUCCCUACCAGUGUGGUCUCCUGGAUGUUAGCACCUCAGAGUGGACAAGGGUCCAGUGCUCUGUACUGGCCCUGUAGCUUUCUCUCUGAUGCCGACUAGGAUGUGCCUCAUCUAGUCGGAGGGGACUGAGAGCAGGUCACUCUGGAUGUCUUCUUUCUAGAGGAUUCGCUGACCUGCAGGGCAAGCCUGAGGAUUGAGCAUAAAAAGUCCCUAUGUUUGUCCAUGGAGCAGACACUGCAAACUUCCUGUAUACUAGACUUACCUAGCCUGCCCCAAGCAGUUCCCCGGCCUGUGGAAUCUGCACUCAGCCAAGUCCUAGUUCAGAGCCAGGCGUUUAAAGGCUGUAGCAUAGCGCUGCGGCUGUAGCUCAGUGGUAGAGGGCUGCCUUGCACACGUGAGGCCCCAGGGUCAGUGCUAGCACUGCGAAAAGAGGGAGAGAAAAACUGGAGGCAGCAUCCCCUGGUAAGAGCAGACCCGUGCUUCCUGCAUGAGGUGUCUGUCAUUUUAAAAGAAGGCUAUGUCCUUUGUCCCUUAUCAUGGGGACAGAGCAGUUAGGAAUGAGGGUUCUUGUUUUGCCCCGUCACUUUGUCCCUUAGACGGGCAGGCGGACUACAGAAGUUGGCAAAAGGAAAAGGCAGGGCUUGGGAACUGGAGAUCUUCCCAGGAGAGGCUGGAAGAUUGAGAGUCCCAGCUGCAGUGGCUGCCAGUUGUGAGAGGAAGGGCCAUCCCUGAUGGAGAAGUCCAGCAGUCUGGAAGUGGCCUUUGUCAGCCACAGCUGAGAGGAACAGCCUGUGCCCUGAAGGUGGACCUUGGUCAGCGUAUGGCUUUCCUGACAGCACUUGAGCCUCGGUGGGUGCGUGUGGGCCUCUGAUCUCCUGGGGACCCUCAUGGAGCACUACGCUUACCUCCCCUGCAUCUCUAAGCCACUGCCAUUGAGGUCUUUUGUAGGGUUCGGGUAACCCAUCUGUAGCUGGCUGCUCCCGGGACAGAGGACUAUGUGGGACCGUCAGGGAGCAUCCUCAGGGAGAGGCAGUGACGAGAGCUGAUGGGAGAAGGAAAACCAUGUCUCUAGAGUGGGCCAGGGUGCUGGCCAGCUACAGAGAUGCUGGGGCUCAUCCUCUCACUUUGAUCUGGAAAAGCUGCAGCUCCUGGGUCUGAAGACCGUCUCACCACACACGAAGACCACUGGAAAUAGACUGACAGGAGCAGGUUCCACUCCAGGCUGUUCCUAAUGCUUGUGGGAUCCCCUGUGAAAACAGUCACAGAGUACCAUGUGCAUAGCGCAAAGAGGGUGUAGGCUCUCUCCCGGGGAGGGUUCAGCUGGCCAGGACACUUGUUUAGCUCUGAUCACUGGCUCCAGGCUUCCUCCAGGCCACCACCCAUGGGCCUCUUCACAUCUCAGCUACAACUCAGCUGCCCUUUAUUGGCAUCCCCAGGAAGGUCAGGGGACAUACCCAUACGCCUCUUGCUGCUGGCCUUGGCACAGCCCAGCAUUCCAGCAUCCGCUUCCCCUCUGGGGAGCAGUCCCAGGAAACAUCAACCCACCUUACAACAGCAUGAGGCAGUGGGAAGGGGUGUAAAUCACCCAGGCCAGACCUCCAGAAAUGACAGCCACAGCCUGUUAGAACCUGCCAGCAGCAUGUUUACCAGUCGGCUGGUAAACACUGAGUGCCGAGUGUUCUGGGAGAGGGGGCUUUUGAGUUGAGGAGGGUGGAGGUUGCCUGAGGAGAGCAGCAACACGAAAGACUGCUGGCCCUUCAGGGACAUAGGAGCAGGCACAGACCGGCACCUGUGUCCCCUCCUACUGCUUUCACUGCUUAGAAAGUGGAGCCGGUAGGAAAGAAGCCUGUGUCUCCCCCACACCAGCAAACAUGGCGCUGAGGCCGCCCGGAGAGAGCAAGGUGACCACACCUCUCAGACUUCUCGAAAUGUGGGCUCCGGCUUCAGACCUCAGCCAAAAGCUCCCGAAGAUCAAAGCUCUGGCAGGUACAGCUGUCCUGGCCUGAGCCAGCCCAUGGGAUGUGCCUGGGCCAGAUGCCACCCCAUGUCCCAGUGUCAGCCCAGGCCGGACCCCACCUGACCCUCCUCAUCAGACACUGGUCUGUCGCCAGCAGGACUUGCACAGCUGUUACCACCCCCGCCCCCCUAGGACUGUCCAUACUUAACCUUCAAGAGCACUUAGAGUGGAUGGGCUCCCAGACUCUGCUGAUUAUCUGCAGGACCCACACUAGGUCUCCCAGGCCAGCUCCUCACUCCACCCACAGUCCUCCAUGGUUACCUCUGGGGCUCCUCUGGGGUUUGGAAUCUCUUUAAAAGUCUGCUUUGGGUAUGGUCUGGGGAACUGUUAACCCUUCCCUUCCUGUGCCUUUGUUUACUGUCCUCACCCUACCUCCAGGCCACUCUCAACCUAGCUGCUCCUAUAUGGGGGGGGGGGCUUGUCAGACCUGCCAGCCACACCCCCACCCUGUCUGCCAACAGAGCCUGGGGGCUUCGCACAGGCUCUUGCCAUGUUGGAGCUGAGCACACUGGCUGAGGCUGAGUGGGUAGGGGGACAGUGGGAGGUGACUCUCUCAUAUCAGAGGGACACAUGCAAGGGAUCCUUUCCUGCCUGCACAGGGAGCUGCCAUCCCUGCCACCCUCGUGGCACCAAGACCUUGCCAUUUCCAAACUCACCCUCCAGCAGGGAUCUGACUUUGGACAAUAAGGCUUUAUUUGUAAAUAUGCUCUUAAUAUGCAACUUUGAGAAUGAAAUAGAAACAUCGUGUAUUUUAAAGUAUAAAAUGAAGUGUGACACACUGUAUACAAUUUAAUAUAUAUUUUUAGGGUUUUGUUAUUUAAGAAAAUGGAAUGUGAUGGUACUUAACUUUUACAAAAGAGAGAAAAAUGUUAUUUUUACUGUUUGAAGAAAAUAAAUAUUCUCAUUGUUGUAGAAAC
Molecule: messenger RNA, 4871 nt
Organism: Phodopus roborovskii (desert hamster)
Lineage: Eukaryota; Metazoa; Chordata; Mammalia; Rodentia; Cricetidae
Gene: Kremen1
Product: kringle containing transmembrane protein 1
Exons: 9
Coding region: 110-1531 (473 amino acids)
Biological process (GO): Wnt signaling pathway; multicellular organism development
Cellular component (GO): plasma membrane
Source: RefSeq, a predicted model, not a curated record